Strongylocentrotus purpuratus (purple sea urchin) is the source of this 1148-nucleotide messenger RNA. It is a transcript of the gene emc8, whose product is annotated as ER membrane protein complex subunit 8. The record is from RefSeq and is a predicted model, not a curated record. Bases 37 to 648 code for a protein of 203 amino acids. Gene Ontology annotation, cellular component: EMC complex. The transcript is spliced from 5 exons. NCBI's taxonomy places the organism in Eukaryota, Metazoa, Echinodermata, Echinoidea, Camarodonta, Strongylocentrotidae.
UUCUAGAGACACCAUAUCAAAUUAAAGCAGUUCAACAUGGCAGAAUACAAAGUGAAACUGCAAGCUUACGCUAAAGCAAUCCUCCAUGCCGCAAAAUAUCCUCACUGUGCCGUAAAUGGAGUUUUACUUGCUGAUAAAGAGAAGCUGAAGGAUGGGAGGUGUUUGGAAUUCGUAGAUUGCGUACCAUUUUUUCAUCAUUCGCUUGCACUUGCACCGAUGCUGGAGGUAGCUCUUGUUCAGGUUGAUGCUUAUUGCCAGGCACAAGGUCUCAAAAUCGCAGCAUACUACCAAGCCAACGAACUCUUGAAAGAUUUAGAGCCAGAUUCAAUAGCAGUGAGGAUAGCAGACAGAAUAAAUGAUAAUUCUUCAGAUUCCUGUCUUUUAAUGAUUGACAACACAAAAUUAACAGCUGGGUGUGAAAAGUGUGUCCUGAGACUCCACACGCUACAGGAUGGCAAGUGGGGUUAUCGUGGAGCUCAAGCAAGUAGCCUGAAGUUGGAUAACAGCGACACCACACUCAGAGUCACAGCCGAUCUCCUGAGAUCAAGAGCAUACAACGAGCUGGUUGAUUUCGAUACCCAUCUCGGUGACAUCACGAAAGAGUGGCAAAAUCUAGAGCUUAACACACAAAUUGAGAACUGUUCAUGAUGUACGAUGAAUGCCUACUUUAUCAGGAAGGUAUCUAAAGCCGAUGUUGAGUGUAAAGGUAGCGUCACAACAUCCAGAGAGAGUCUAAUUUUAAUGUUGAUUUUUUAAUUUUCCAUGGGACAUAUUUUUUGUGAACCAGAGCAGCAUUUCACGAAACUGUCGUAUGUACAAGUCCACCAACAUCCAAUUGAAAGAUGUGUAUUACAAUUGACAAUUUAACAUGCUUUUUAAUGGGAAGUCAGCGAACUUGGACUUAUGAUAGUUUCUUGAAAUGAUGCCCAGAAAGAUAUGUGAUGCAGUUAUUAACCCAUUGCGUAAAGGAAAUGGUGGUUCCUAUAUUGAGCCAAGGGGAAUGACAGAAUUUGGUAGACAGUGGGUUAAGUGUUGAUGAUUCCAACUCGGCCUAAGACUAUAAUGCUGACCUGCAUAAUCUACAAUCAAACCUGUCUCAGUGACAUGGGCAUAAAUCCUUACGUAAUACCUAUUGUUCAGGGGGGAAU